This is a messenger RNA of Doryrhamphus excisus (bluestripe pipefish), 2639 nucleotides long. It is a transcript of the gene tbc1d24, whose product is annotated as TBC1 domain family, member 24. Lineage: Eukaryota; Metazoa; Chordata; Actinopteri; Syngnathiformes; Syngnathidae. The record is from RefSeq and is a predicted model, not a curated record.
GGUAAAGGAAACAGCAUUUUAAACACGUUUUUACCAAAUGUCAUAAAUAAUCACAUCCGCUUAGUCGUGACACUAGCACCGCGAUAUACAAUGGUCGUUUUCUCAAGUUAAAACUGAAAGCUUCGUCCUGCAAAAUAAUAUGGAGUCCAGUGACAGUCAUGGGCGGCUCUGUAAAGUAGGCCGGAAGAGUUCAACAUCACCGUAAUUUCCAACUUGGCUUCCCACCAUGGCUGAAGACGACUAUGACACCUUUGUGGACUGGAACCAGAUGGGGGAUCAGGCAAAAAGCAGCAGUCCCACAAAGGUGGACUGCAAGGACCUCAGAGAGUUCAAGCAGAUGGCUCGCCAGGGUUACUGGGCAAAGAAUCACAAACUCCGGGCACAAGUGUACCAGCAGCUGAUCAAAACCAUCCCGUGUCGCACGGUAACUCCGGAUGCUGAAGUGUAUCGAGACCUGAUGGGAAGCGCAGCCACUAAAAAGCCGUCCUCUAACAUCCCGCUGCCAGAGUUUGUGGAUGGGGCCCCUGUGCCACGCUACUGCCUGAAAGCAGACGCAGUCGGCUCCGCCCACCGUAUAAUCAACUGCCUGGCUGGUCAGUUUCCUGACAUUUCCUACUGCCCGUCCCUUCCAGCCGUUACAUCCUUGCUCCUGCACUUUAGCGCCAACGAAGCUCAGUGUUUUGAGCAUGUGAGCCGCAUACUCGCAUGCAACGAGCCAGGCAAGCGGCUCCUGGAUCAGACCUUUUUAGCCUACGAGUCCAGCUGCAUGACCUUCGGGGACCUGGCCAACAAGUACUGCGCACCAGCUCACAAGCUGAUCGUUGCCACAGCCCAGGAUGUGCUGGAGGUCUACUCAGACUGGCAGCGUUGGGUGCUCGGCGACCUGCCCUUCAGCCACAUGGUCCGUGUCCUGGAUGUCUUCAUGGUGGAGGGCUACAAGAUUCUUUACCGCGUGGCCAUAGCAUUACUCAAAUUCUACCGGAAGCACAAGGCGACAGGGGCCACAGCGGGGCAGGGGAACCAGCAGCAGGAUUCGGCCAAAGUCAGGUCAGACAUUCAGGCUUUCAUCAAAGGAAUCACCUCUGUCGUCACGCCUGAUAAACUUCUGGAGAAAGCCUUCUCCAUUCGCCUGCUGAGUCGCAAGGAGAUCACGUUGCUGCAGCUGACCAAUGAAAAGUCCCUGCAACAAAAGGGCAUCACUGUCAAGCAGAAGAGGAAGAAUGUGCAGCUGGCACUCAACCCAGAGACCUUCUCCUCAGAGAUUGUCAGCACAAAGGAGAUGCGAGAAAUCUGGUCAUGGAUCCCUGAGCGCUUUGCCCUGUGCCAACCUCAGCUCCUCUUCACCACCUCCACACAUGGCUGUAGCCUCAACAGAUUCUACUCCCACUGCGAAGGCUAUGAGCCCACUCUGCUGCUCAUCCGAACCACAGAUGGAGAUGUAUGUGGAGCCUUCCUCUCUACAGAUUGGGAAGAACGCAAGCGGGGUGGCAAUAAACUAAGUUUCUUCGGCACGGGGGAGUGCUUCGUCUUUAGACUGAAGCCAGAGAUGGAGCGCUAUGAGUGGGUGGUGAUCCGCCACCCUGAGUUAGCCUCCGCUGUCAAGAAUCAGGGCCAUGAGGACACAGGUGCCUCUGAGGGCCAAAACUCUGAUAGCAAUAGCUUGCAGCAGCCAGACAAGUUGUCUGGCGAGCUGUCGCCUUUCCUAUCCGCCCGCCAUUUCAACCUCAACUCCAAGAAUACGUCCAUGUUCAUGGCGGGGAACUUUGACUCCAUCAUUGUAGGCGGCGGAGAAGGCAAUGCUCUCUACAUUGACUCCGAGCUGAACCACGGGCGCACUGGCCGGUGCACGACGUUCGACAACCCACCGCUAUGCGCUGAGAGCUUCCAGGUGUCCUUGCUGGAAGUGUGGGGCUUCCAGGACACCAUGGCCUCUUAAUGUCCCCCACUUUACGCAAUGAUAAGCACUUAUUCUAACAUGAUGUAAUGUUAAGUCCAGAAAUGUGUUUGAGAAUGCAUUCAACUGAAGCCAUCCUGUAAAUUAGAUGUUAUUUAUUAACCUAAUUUUGUCAUGAAAAAAUGUGAGAAUUUUUUGAGUUGUCUAUUUUUGUAUGUUUUGUAGCUUGUGUGUGUGUGCAUUUUCCGUUAUGUCAGCUGUAGUUUGUGGAAUUAGUGAAUGUGAAGAUUGCUAUAUUGACAGUAAAACAAGCUCAGCGGUCCGAAAGGAAAUCUCAAUGAUCAGAUAUUGUUGUGUUAUUGUGUUUUUUCCCCCACUUUUUCAAGGACUAAGUUGUUAAGUCAGGUUGCUCCAAGUCAGAUACAAGGUUUGAUCCCUUUGUGGUUCAUAUGCGUGUGAACUCUAUAUGAAGUCCUGUGAUAUGUGCUUGUGAAUGUAAUGUGCCAUUUUGCACUAUGGUAAUGCCAAAGCUGUUAAUUGAGACAGCUAAAGCAAACCUCUUUAAAAAAAAAAAAAAGGUCUAUGGCUGCAUUUUUCUUUUGUUAACAAGCAAUGUGGCUGUAUAUUCUGAUAACUUUCCGCCCACACUUAUGCAACCGUUUGAUAUUUGGAUUCAUCUGUAUGGUUAAACAUCACUGGUGUCAUUUACAUGUGAAAAUAAAUACAUCUUGAUGCUUUCCAUAAA